GCCGGCCGAGGAGCAGGAGGUUCGGCUGACUUCGUGGCUGUUCUCCCGCCGGAGGUCAGCUCCCAGAUCUUCAGCGGCCUGGACGUGGAGAGCUUGUGUCAUGCGUCCGUGACAUGCAAGGGCUGGCACCGGGUCAUCGAGAGCAACGACCGCCUGUGGAGACACCACUGCCUGACCGUGCGGGCUGUGUGCCAGCGGGAGAUCGACUGCGACCGAGGAAGCGGGUAUUCCUGGAAGAUCACAUUACUGAGAAACUACUGGAAAAGCAAAGUGAAGCAAGAAUGGCUGAGUGGGAAAUACAGCAACAUUCCUUCACAGAACAGCUUGCCAGAGAAAAGCAUGUAUCCCAUGGACGUCGACACAUGGGGAGAAAUCCUAGAAGCAGAACUCGAGAGAUGA
Molecule: messenger RNA, 399 nt
Organism: Nestor notabilis (Kea)
Lineage: Eukaryota; Metazoa; Chordata; Aves; Psittaciformes; Psittacidae
Gene: FBXO48
Product: F-box protein 48
Exons: 2
Biological process (GO): SCF-dependent proteasomal ubiquitin-dependent protein catabolic process
Cellular component (GO): SCF ubiquitin ligase complex
Molecular function (GO): protein binding
Source: RefSeq, a predicted model, not a curated record